Molecule: messenger RNA, 2024 nt
Organism: Acyrthosiphon pisum (pea aphid)
Lineage: Eukaryota; Metazoa; Arthropoda; Insecta; Hemiptera; Aphididae
Product: receptor expression-enhancing protein 1
Exons: 6
Coding region: 486-1169 (227 amino acids)
Biological process (GO): endoplasmic reticulum tubular network organization
Cellular component (GO): cytoplasmic microtubule; endoplasmic reticulum tubular network; endoplasmic reticulum membrane
Molecular function (GO): microtubule binding
Source: RefSeq, a predicted model, not a curated record
AUAAGAAAAAAUUACUAUCAAACGAGAAAACACCAAAACCAUACUCUUACCUUACUCUGAGUUUAAAUGUUUAAGGUCCAUGACCAAAACAAUAGCAGUGAUAGUUAAUUAGGUGGCCAAUAGGAUUAUUAUAUUUUUUUUCUUGGAUACAAAUUAUUACGUGAGUAGAUUGUGUUUGCUCGCGGAUCAUUAUGUUUUGAAAUCCAUUACCUUAUAUAGUAAUAGAAACGUAUAUAAUGAAAGAAUUGUUAUGUAGUAUAUAGUACAUAAUAAUAUGUAACAAUUUAAUUUCUCGAUCGUUAACAAUAAAUAAUAAUAAAUUAAACUGUAUACUUAAAAAUGAAUCUGAACAACUCGUUGUUAGGCAGGUCCAUUACAAACAGUAUAUAAUAAACAACGUUAUCUUCUAAAACAAGCAACAAAAAUUUGACAAACAGUUAGUUAAUCCAUGUUCUUAUUAAAUUAUUCAUACAGUUUUGUACAAUAUGAUACCAGGAGCUGUGUGCAAAGCAUUAACACUUUUAUUUGGUGUAAUGUAUCCAGCAUAUGCAUCAUACAAGACGGUGAAAAACAAAAAUGUGAAAAAUUAUGUUAAGUGGAUGAUGUAUUGGAUAGUUUUUGCAGCAUUCAUAUGUAUCGAAAGCUUAACUGAUAUAUUCCUUGAAUUUUGGUUCCCAUUCUAUUAUGAUAUUAAAUUGCUCGUGCUGUUAUGGAUUUCUUGUCCAUUUACAAAAGGUUCAACAAUUCUAUACAAACAACUAGUACAUCCAACUUUGUUAAAAAAAGAAACGGAUAUUGAUGAAUUUUUGGUCAAUGUUAAAUCACGUACCUACAAUGCUUUAGCAUCAACCGCCAAACAAACAUUUCAAAUGACAGCUGCAAUUGUUGCCCAGCACACAUUAGUUGGGCGUAUGCCAAUGAUUCUUCAACAAAUGGUUACUUUGGACAAUGAAUAUUUACCACAAAAUCCAGAAGCCGUCAUAAGAAAAGUGAAAAAAAAGAAACCCGCAACCAUUAUUGUAGAAGAUACUGUAUCCGAUUCUUCUUCUGACUACUCAUCACCAAUAGACUCUACUAUUGUAGUUGAAGAUGUGCCCAUUCAGAGACCUAAACGUAGUAAAGUGCAAUAUCAACAAAAAUCUACUACAUUAAUAAAUAAGAGACAGUAAUUUAUAAUUACCAUGCUAUAUUACCAUGUUCUAUUACAAAAAUAUCUUGUCAUAACAAUAAAUCUUAAUCGCGUACCAAAAAUAUAUCACAGCCCAAGACAAAAUUGCACGGUUUUUUUUUAAUUUCCACUUCCACAAGUUGUAAGUUUGUAACCACUAAAGUUUUCCAUUUUUUUUUAAAUUAUUAGUUUAGUUUAACAUAUUUACAUUUUUGAUGUUGAACAAAAUAAUAUUUAAUACUGUAGAAACCUAUUAUUUUAUAGUUUACUAUAUUCUUAUUGUACAUUUACUAAUUUAGUUAUAAGAUAUAAUCUUUGACAUAAAUAAUUAAUAAAAUAGAAAGACAAAAUAUUUAAAAGACUAACAAAUAAAGGGUAUAUAAUCAAUAAUCAUAAUAUUAUGUUGCUCACACUACAGUUGUUUCCUUAUAUAACGGUGCUACUUAUAAGUUAAUUUAUGUUUAGAAAUAAUCUUUAUUUUAGUUGGUAAUUUCAUCUCAUUUAUAAAUAUUGAAAAAUAUAUAACUAAUUAAAUUGUUUUUCUAUCAAGUAUUAUUUGGAAUCUCCUUUAUACUAAGUAUUAUUUUGAACAUUUUAAAACUAUUGUUUAAGAAUACAUUUAAAUUUUGUAAAAAUUAUAUUUAUUUUUGAAAGUAUUAUCUUAUAAACAACAUGUUUUUUUUUAUCUAGUCACAAACACCAUCACAAAAUAAAUAUUAUAUAUAAUCUGUACUAAGACUUUAAUUAUAAUAUUAUUUACAUUAGUUUAGUAAUUUUAGACAAAAUCAAACGUUAUUGUUAUUGUUACUGAUUUGUAUAUUUUAUUAAUAUAUUCAUAUUUAUUAUGGUGACAAAA